AUGCUGGCUGCGCGAUCGAUUUACCCCGAGAGCCCACCGGCCAUGCAGACCAGGGUUCAGAUUAACCCGACUCUGCUGAUGAGCUGGUGGGCAACGGGCUUCUCACUGGCCAUUAUCGUCGUGCGUCUGGUGGGUCGCUAUACACGAGUCGAACGCUUCUUUCUCGAGGACAAGGUCAUUAUGAUCAGUGUGAUUCCACUGGUCAUUCGCAUGGUCUUGGUCCACUUCGUUCUCACCUUGGGGACGAACAAUACCACCACUGCCGACUUGACAGAACAAGAUAUACGAAAUCGGGAAAUAGGAAGCAAACUAGUUCUUGCUGCGCGCAUAUUUUAUGCAAUCUUCAUCUGGACCGCCAAAGUGACCGUCUGCGAGUUCCUCAAAAGAGUCACAGGCCUAACCUGGCGCCGCUCAACAACAAUCUUCAUCCGCUUCAUCAACAUCUUCCUCUUCUCAACCCUCGUCGCAGUAGUAAUCGCCACCCUAGCCGAAUGCCAACCCUUCAACCACUACUGGCAGGUCAUCCCAGACCCAGGCCCAACCUGCCGAACCGGCUACGUGAACCUAAUAACAAUGGGCACCUGCGACGUAAUAACCGACCUCCUCCUAAUCGCCUUCCCAGUCCCCAUAAUCCUCCUCGCCACAAUGCCCCUCAAGCGCAAACUAGCCCUAGUCGUCCUCUUCUGCGGCUCCCUCCUCCUCGUCGGUAUAACAAGUUACCGCGUCCCAUCCGUCAUAGCCCACAAAGGCUCCCAACAAUACCGAUCCCUCAUCGCAUCUCUCGAAAUCCUCGCCGCAACAGCCGUCUCAAACGCCCUGGUAAUAGGCUCUUUCGUCCGAGACCGCGGUAUCAAGAAAUUGAAAUAUAAGCGCGCGCAGGGCUCCGCCUCCGUCUCUGAAUCAAUGGAUAAAUCCCACCUGCGCAGAAAUACCGUCAUGCAGAACCAAUGGGGUUCGGACUCCGACCUCGCAAAUGGUCUUUGUAUCCGCCUCGAUCCUGAUCUUCACCCAUCGGAUCGACCCCUCGUGGCACCACUGGCUGUCGCUCGCACGGGAUCUAUCGAUCCUGCUUGGAGCUUUGGUGACGAUCGUUCGUCUGAUAGUGAAGUGAAAGCUCCGCGCGAGUACCUGGAGACCAAUGAGUCGCCGCGGACUGCUUCGCGUAGAGUUUCGUUCUCGGAUGUCGGUGGUUUGUUAUCCAUGUCGAUGCCGGAACCCAGUCAUGUAAAGCCAGAUAGCGUUGUGCCGGAAUCGGCGCGUCGUCGUGCUGGUAGUAGGGCUUUUCUUGAAGAUUGGGGGAUUGUACCGUCUCGUGCGACUGCUUCUGCGCAGAGACCGGUUCUUUCUGCUCCUGAUCCCCCGGAGAUCACGCUUGAUCCUGUUGAGUUGCAGGAUGUAGGUGGGCUGCUGUCUAAACAGCCUCGAUCUUGA
Molecule: messenger RNA, 1431 nt
Organism: Penicillium brevicompactum
Lineage: Eukaryota; Fungi; Ascomycota; Eurotiomycetes; Eurotiales; Aspergillaceae
Product: putative integral membrane protein Pth11-like
Exons: 2
Coding region: 1-1431 (476 amino acids)
Source: RefSeq, a predicted model, not a curated record